Molecule: messenger RNA, 2636 nt
Organism: Diospyros lotus (date-plum)
Lineage: Eukaryota; Viridiplantae; Streptophyta; Magnoliopsida; Ericales; Ebenaceae
Exons: 13
Coding region: 192-2294 (700 amino acids)
Biological process (GO): protein K48-linked deubiquitination
Cellular component (GO): cell periphery; cytosol
Molecular function (GO): K48-linked deubiquitinase activity; cysteine-type deubiquitinase activity; cysteine-type carboxypeptidase activity
Source: RefSeq, a predicted model, not a curated record
CUAUCUUUCCUUCCUUCCUUCCUUCCUUUUCUCUCUCAUACUCACAACAACGCCUCUCAUCCGUGUAUGGUGUUUGCGUCCUCUCUCUUUCCCUCUUUGUAUCUCUCUCGUCGCAUCAUCUACAGAAAUAUAUAUAUAUAUAUCUUCCUUCGUCGGCUAUAUCCGAGUUGGUUGAAGAACAAGGUCGAGAUAUGGCUUCCUCCGAAGAGCGAAGGGAUGAGCCAGCGAAGGAAAUGAUCUACAAGACGAAGCUGAUACAGUUCUUGGGCCGCUCCACUCCCAUCAUCCUUCAGAACGACAAUGGACCCUGCCCUCUCCUCGCUAUCUGUAAUGUGCUUUUGUUAAAGAACAACUUGAAUUUAGGUCCAGACAUUCCAGAAGUCUCGCAGGAGAAAUUGCUCUCACUUGUAGCGGAGCGGUUAAUUGAUUCAAACAGUAAUGUCAAUAACAAAGAUGCAGGGUAUGUUGAAAAUCAACAGCAGAACAUCGCCGAUGCAAUUGAUUUGCUUCCCCGACUUGCAACUGGAAUUGAUGUAAAUACAAAAUUUAGGAGAUUUGAUGAUUUUGAGUUUACUCCUGAGUGUGCAAUAUUUGAUCUUCUGGACAUUCCUCUAUAUCAUGGUUGGAUAGUUGAUCCCCAGGAUUAUGACACCAUGAAUGCAAUUGGAUCGAAGUCCUAUAAUACUCUCAUGGGGGAGCUUGUUGCCCUUGAAACAAGAAAUAUGGAGAAUGAACAAAAGAAUUCUGAAGACAAUUCCAUUGAUUUUGCUGCAGCAACAACUGCUGCUCUUGGAGUUCCUUCGCCUUGCCGUAGAUCUUUUGAUGAUUCUCUGAAUGCUAUUUCUGGUGACAAUAAACUAAGAAAAGGAGAUGCGGAGGAAGAAGCAGAGCUGUUGAGAGUUUUGAACCUGUCAAAGGCUGAUUUGCUUACUUCAGAAAAUGAUCCACCUGCAGCUGAAACCCUUGGGAAAAAUACAUAUCCCAAUUCAGAAGAAGGUGCACAUCUUAUGAAAUCUGAAGCUCUAGUCCUUGUAGAAACAUUAGAAGGGUGUCGUGAUGGUGAAAGUCAGAAGUCAUAUCUGCUGGAAUCAUCCUUAACCCACCAUUCUGAUGCCCGAAGCAAUCCCAGUAAUGAGGAUGAGGUGAUAAUUCGUGAAGUGGUCCCAAUGGAACCUGUCUUUUCAAAAACUGAUCAAAUAAACCAUAACAAUCAAUGUUCUUAUGAAGAAACUGGAAAAUGCAUUGAGUCCAAAGGUGUAGAUGAGGAAAGCAGUGUUGAUGUAUCAGUCCAAAAUGAGAAUGCACCCUCUGAUAGUUCCAAGCUAGAUUCUACCUCUGUCCAUAUGCAUGAAUCUAGUGGUAAUGAAUUUCAGAAGCAAUCCACUUCCACAUCUGACAUUCAUGGCCUAGAAGAUAAUAAAUGCAGUUAUGACCCUGCGGAAUUGUCGAAUUUAUCUCCAUUGCAUGCUGAUUCUGAUUCACACAGCAGCAGAAAGCAACAUACAGAUAUUCCUGAUGUUCCAGAUGCUUUUACUUCAAGUGCCAAUGGCAGUGAACCCAUUUAUGAAGGAGAAGAAUGCAUAUUGGAAUCAGGAGUAAAAGUUUAUGAAGAUCGAGAACCGAUGUAUGAGGGCGAGGUGGUUCUUGCUGGAAAAGUGGAUGGAUGUACUGGAGAUACCUAUGAUGCAAAUGCCAAGGAUGAAGUUUCUCCAAGACAGGGGGAACUGAUCAGGAGUUUUUUGAAGAACAAUGCUAGUCAGCUGACAAUAUAUGGCUUAUUUUGCUUACAAGAUGGACUAAAAGAGCGUGAACUUUGUGUCUUUUUCCGUAAUAAUCACUUCAACACCAUGUUUAAGUAUGAUGGUGAAUUGUAUAUUUUGGCUACAGACCAGGGUUACAUAAAUCAACCUGAUUUGGUGUGGGAAAAGCUAAACGAGGUCAAUGGAAAUACCGUUUUCAUGACUGGAAGCUUUAAGCAAUUUAAGGUAGAGAAUCAAACCAGCAACACAUGGGAUGAACAAAAUGCAAUGGCCAGUACUGCUGACUAUCUUGCCAAUAUUGACAACUCAGCAAAUGUGAAUUCAAGUUUCAAUUCUGACCUGCAAUUGGCAAUAGCUCUUCAGCAACAGGAGUUUGAACAGCAGCCACAACGUAAUGUGCAGCAACCAACUGUUAGCACCAGCAGUUCAAGGCUGGUAACAGGACCUCAGGUGCCAAGGAACAAUGGGAAGAUGCCAUCACUAUCUUCGAAGCAGGAUGCAAAAUCAUCAAAAGAGAAGUGUACCGUGAUGUAAACGUGUUUUGUAUGUGGAAGUUUGUACUGUGUAAGGCAGUGGAAUUGCGUUCUAUGGAAUGACAUUGCAGCGGACUUAGAUAGGAUUGUAAAUCAGGUAGAACGACGACUUGGGCGGUGGUGCCAGAAACGGAAGAAUAGUUUUGGCUAAUGUGGCAAUGCUAAUGGGUAAAACGAGACGAGAAUAUGCUAUAGUUGCCAAUGAGUGACGUUUGAGAAGCAUCAGGUGUCGCUUCCGUUUCUUUUUUCUUUUUUGGUUUUAUAGAAAAACAUAUUGUAUAUUAGGACUUUGAAAAUUUGUUUUUCAUUUUUUUUGGUAAUAAUAUGGGACGAUUUUUGUUUA